Striga asiatica is the source of this 321-nucleotide messenger RNA. The record is from the annotation of a GenBank genome assembly. Lineage: Eukaryota; Viridiplantae; Streptophyta; Magnoliopsida; Lamiales; Orobanchaceae.
AUGCGAUUUCUGCUCGCCGCGUUCUCCGUCGGAAUCGUGGAUUCGAAAAACUUCGGCCACGGUUUUUUGCUCGCUUGCUCGAGGGCGGUUGGGCUGCCGUUCACGAUAUUUGCUGCGCAGCUUGUGCGAAGGGAAUUUGGGCGGGAGUUUGGGUCGGCGCUGUUGACGGCAGGAGACGAUCGGCGGUACGGACGAAAGGGCGUCGGCGUCUUCGCCGGAGUAGGGACGAGUGACGUCGCCGCCAUUACACUGAAAAACGGCGGCGGCAAUAGGCCAGCCCUCGCAGAAGGUCUGCUGAUUUUCUUCUUUUGGGAAAAUUAG